Molecule: messenger RNA, 480 nt
Organism: Penaeus indicus
Lineage: Eukaryota; Metazoa; Arthropoda; Malacostraca; Decapoda; Penaeidae
Product: putative polyketide hydroxylase
Exons: 2
Coding region: 1-480 (159 amino acids)
Source: RefSeq, a predicted model, not a curated record
AUGCGGCUUCUGGUAACUUCUACGGCCACGAGGAGCAGAGGGACGGCGUCAACACUCAGGGAAGGUGAGCCAGGAAGCCAGGCGAAACACAUGAGUAACGUCCAGUCACUCUUCUACUACGUGCAGCUCCCCGACGGCCGCCUCAUGAGGGUCGAGUACUACGUGGACGACUGGGGCUUCCACCCCACCAUCACGUUCGAGGGCGAGGCGCAGUUCCCGACUGGCCCGGGCGGCCCAGGAAGGCCAGGAGGACCAGGAGGACCAGGAGGACCAGGAGGACCAGGAGGGCCAGGAGGCCCAGGUGGUCCAGGUGGUCCAGGUGGUCCAGGCGGUCCAGGUGGGCCAGGUGGGCCAGUUGGGCCCGGAGGUCGUCCCGGAGGCGGAGGAGGUCGCCCAGGAGGAGGAGGAGGAGGUGGCCGCCCCGGCGGAGGCCAAGGACCAACCACGCCCACGCAGCUCUACGGCACGCCCACCAAGUGA